UCUGUUGAGGGACGUUGUAGGGAUAGGUUUGUACUUGUGGCACGUGUGAAUCUUAUAGACGCCGAGCCAAAAAUUUUUCAAGUGAAACAUUUUGCACCAAAACAAUACUUUAGGUUGUGAAGAGAAGAUUGACAUUGCAAGAAUUUGACAGUCUGACAUCGUGUUAGUGUUGUCGUGCGUGUUUCAUCGCGAAAUUCAGUGCCAUUGCCUUUGUAAACGUUGGAUAAGUGUUUGCCAAUAGAAGAGUGACGCCGCCUGGAAGGUUCCGCAACGGCACCGUCGCACAUUUAUGUGAUUAGUUGCAAUGGACGGUAGUCGUUUCUUCUCGAAAUAGUUUUGUGAAACAUUUGCGCAAGAGAAGAUGGAUCCGGAAUCGGCUCUUGGACAGUUGCUGCAGGCUGCCAUGCUUGUUGGUGCUGGAUCAACACGUCUGAACACCACACCGAUUGUUCCCGGAAUGAAAACGGAAUUUCCAGGACCUCCACCCGUGUACGAUGGGCACGGUUUCGGCCCGCCCGUCAUCCUGGAUUUGUCUCCCCGUGGUGUCGACCACCUUCCAUCCAUCCAGUCGCCUUACACUCCUGUGACGGUCGACGGAGAGAGCUGCGGAGAGACGGAGAUGCGCAUCAAGCGCGAAGUCAAGACGGAAUCACCGGAUUUCGCCGCCGGUGAUGACGAGAGUGAAGACGACGACCAAGUGGAUAGCGGCGAAGUAGAGGACGAAAUGGGGGGAGGAUGUAGCCGGACUAUGGGACGGAUGCCGGAGGCGAGUCUCCUCAAAUGGCAUCAGAGGAGGCGAAAACAGCAGGAGGAGCAAUCGCAAGUCAUCCAGUCGGCUUCGGCGAUGACAUUGGACAGCUCUGUGCUAUCGCCACCUUGUGAUCUCGAUCCGGCCGCUUCUGCUCCGAAGCGCAAAACUCUGAUCCAUCCGCAGCGCAAACAUAACGCAACAGCCUCCGCUUCAUCGAACGUGGCCAUUCCCGUUGGCAUUGCCGUCGCCAGGCAACGCAGAGACAAGUGUCGCUCCGACACGCCCACGCCACCCGUCCAGCCAAAAGCUCGACGUGCCGCCCAGUCGAGUCCUGUUUCUUCGUACCCGACGGAUGCCAUGUGCAUGUCGAAUGCGUCCAUCGGAUCGACUGAUCAACAUCCGUUUAACAGCCCUUCUUCACUAGCUGGCCUAAGUGCAAAUUAUCCGGGCGGAAGAGCCGUUUAUAAUCCGACGGCUCUUUACGCCGGUCAUCCGACACCAAUUGCCGCCAAUGCGGCCAAUUGGGCUUGGCCGAAUGCGACCGACUACAGUGCCGCCGCCGCAGCUCACUCGCUAUGGUCGGCGACGGAUGUCAACUCCAUCAUGCGCUAUUCCACUUAUCCGCCUACUCCACAGCCAUCUAACGUCUCGUCGUCCCUCCUUCAUCAACAUCAUCAUCCGGUCGGCGGAAUGACUCCUCCGCCUUUUCUCCUGAUUCCUACCGCCUGCCUCGAUCCUUAUCAACGAGCGGCCACAGUUUAUUGGCAGAGUUAUGCCGCACCGGCUCAGUCGCCGUGGGGUCUCCCGCCAGAUAUGGCAGCGUCCCCGACAGCUUCAUGGGCUCUCCAUCCACCGGUCAGAUCGGCUUUUGAAUUGCCGAUUCUCCGAAGUGACGUCACGCCGUACGAGGACCCUACGACCCACGCAUCCAAACCGGCAUGCGUCAUAAGCAGUCCUCCCGCCAUGGCCGAAAUUAAGGAAGAGCGAAUCAGUCCAGAACCACCUAGCCAUGUCGAAGAGAAAGAUGAGCCUUCGAUCCAGUUGGAAAGGGCCCAGCCGCUAGAUUCCAGCACAGCGGCAGAGCCGCCGAGCAUCCGAGUCAGAGACAACCUCACAAUCGGAUGGGUCAGUCGCGAUCCGUCCAUCCGAUCUCCAUCUACGUCAUUAGAUGAUGAAAAUGUCCCGCGUUCAUUAUCGACGGGUCACGACGCCAGCCCCGCGCCGAUGGCGGAUUAUUCCGGCUUGCAGCUCUUAUCGGAUAGCAUUGAACAAUUCGUGUCGGCCGAUCAGUCGAAAUUGGCCAACGAGCCGCAAACGAAAGAGGAGCGUCGCAACGACAAUGUGACCGCAGUCGAAAUGGCCGGAAACGCGUUGGAUGUCUUGUGCGCGGCCGCUUUGUACCAGCAGUCAGAUUCGCCUCAAUCGAGCCAACCGAGAGCUGUUUCACCGGCCACGUCAUGCAUCCCCCGCCCAACCGGAUUCCAAAUGGAGUUUGACUUCCGCUCCAAGUUGGCCGAACUGCAGCGCAAGUACAAGGAGAAACAAAAGGAGCUGAGUAGUUUAAAAUGCAAAAAGAAGUCGGACAAGAAGAAGAAGCAGAAGAAACGAUCCAGCUCGGAUAAAGAAGACAAAGCUGGUCGCAGACGGAACAGCAGUAGCAGCAGCAGCCGGGACGGUAGCCACCAUUCGGCCACGAAGCAACAAGAGCAGUCAAGCGAGCCGGCCAAAAUCGUUUCGGCGCCAGUCGACUUUAUCGUACCCGGUCGUUUGGACUUGCCUUCUUCUACGCAUCGCUCCGCGGGUGUUGAGGUGGAAUUGCCGAGGAUUCCGACUUCGUACGCUGCCGCUUUAGCCUCCGCCGCAAACUCUAUGGCUCCUCCUGUACCGGCCAACGAGACAACGACGGUCGAAAAGAAGAAACGUAAGCCGGACUUCCCCGUUCGGAAGCAAGAUUCCGAACUGACCGAGACGAUCGUGCCCAGCAAGAAGCGCAAAUUCUUCCAACUGUUCCAAUGGUGCCAUUCGGCCGAUCCGACCAGUAAAAAGAACAAGAAAAAGAAUUCUUCGGGACACGAUGCUAAGAGUCCAAUGAAACCAAAGAUAAAACCCAAGCUUAAAGCCGAGGUCCAGGUGAAGCAGCUGAACAGCAGUAGCAGCGACGAAAGUGAAGAAGAAUUGAAAGCAGACGAAGAAGACGUACUGGAAGAAGACAGUGACCGACUGGAACGUCAUUGUUUGCCGGCGUUGCAAUUUCUUCAAUUAAACGACGAUAGUGGCGCGGAAAUUGAAACCAUCCCCGUGGCUUCUCCUCUUCCGCCGGCUCCAAGUCCUCCACCACCACCUGUGCCGCCUACACCUCCACCUUUAGUGGCAGAACCGGUGAUUGAGAUCCCGGUAAUCGAUCCCGAACCUAAAAUCAGUGAUCCGGAACCGAAUGAUAGCACCUCCGCUAGCACUAUCAAGUCGCCAUGGUUACUGACGCAAGAUCUACUGCAAGACGGACUACGCGUGCUGAUAGCAGAGGAGGGACUGUUCCACGGUGGCUCCGUAUCGGGCAUCCGGCCGCCCGACAUUUACGGCGUCGUCGUGGAUGGCGAACGUGGCAGCCGGCCCAGGAUUCUGUCGACGGAAGAACUUCUCCACGAAGCAUUGUUGGAAGUUUGUCCGAUCGGCCUGAAUCAAUUGCCGGUCGGCACGCGUGUUUGUGGCUACUGGAGCCGCAAGUCACGCUGCCUCUAUCCCGGUGUAGUUUCCAACGUCCAUCCGGCCGGCCCACCAAACAACGCUGGCAGUCGUAAUGUCACACGCGAGGAUGAAAUCGACGUCGAGUUUGACGACGGUGACAGCGGCCGUAUUCCCGUCAGCCAAAUUAGACUGCUUCCGCCAGAUUAUCCCGUACUAGGCAAGGAUCCAAAUCCAUUGUUGAAAAUCGAAAGCCGACGCCACAAGAGGCGCAUUUCCGAACCGGCUCCAAUUCUUGUAGCAGCUGUCAAACCGUCGGUUCACCAAGAGUUAGCACAAGUGAUUGCGGAAGAAGUGGACGAGCCGGCCAAGAAGAACAACAAGAAAGCGGAAGGCGACGAAUCGAAAGAGAACAACGACGACGGUAACGUGCAACUGAAAAAGUGUAAGAAGAGCAAGAAGCACAAGAAGAAGCACAAGAAAAAACGCCAAGCCGACGCGGCCGAUGAGACCCUGGCGGAGCAGCCGGAUUUGAUCAUUCCAAUCAGUCCCGGAUUGACGAUCGAUCACGCCGUCGAGAGUGCGGAGGCCAACGACGGCGAGCCGAUCGUCAAAAUGGAAACAAGAGGCAGCAAAGAAGCGGUCAACUACUCUGCUUCGCCCAUUCCCCGCCGGUCGGCAGCCAAGACGAAAUCUCCCGAGCCCCAGCAGGUCGAGCAGCAGCCGCGCAAAGCCAACAAAAGCAAAAUGGCAGCUUUCCUACCGGAACGGCAGUUGUGGCAGUGGUUGGGCGCCAGUUUCAAGAAAGCCUCCAAAGGCAAAGGACGCAAGGAGUUUUACAAAGCCAUUCAUCGUGGAGAUGAAAUAAUCCGCGUGGGUGAUUGCGCUGUGUUCUUAUCGGCCGGUAGGCCUGAUCGUCCCUAUGUCGGCCGUAUCGAGCUUCUCUGGCAGUCGUGGGGUGGUUCCAUGACAGUGAAAGUCCGCUGGUUCUAUCACCCGGAAGAGACUUGCGGAGGACGGCGAUUGACUCAUCUCAAGAUUCCGGGCGCAUUGUUCGAAUCGAAUCACGUCGACGAGAAUGACGUGCAGACCAUCUCGCAUUGCUGCACCGUCUCUUCGCUGGACGAUUACCGCCUUCUAUGCAAAGGCAAGCCUGACGUCAACUUAAAUUUGGACGCCACCUAUAGUUCUGGCUACGACCAAUUCUACCUGGCCGGUUUCUAUGAUCCUACAUCCGGCCACUUGAGCUUCGAGUCGGACGUUCUGGAACAGCAGCAGUAAUCCUGAGCAGUACAUAGUCUCUUCAACAUUUUUUCUCGCAAAAAUUGUUAUCCGGUGAAGGUUAAAAAGCGUCUGUAGUGCAAUACCGUUUUACAGAGCAUGUCUUCGUUUCUGGUUAUUCCGUCUACCCUCGGCAGCCUUAUAACCUGACGUGUCUCCGCUUCAAGGUCCAUGUAGAAACCUACCCUGCGCAACAUCAACAACAACAAAAAUAAGGACGCCUCUACAUUUAGUCUGGUUUACAUGUGAUACUUAUCCAACAAUAUCUUGGCUUCUAUAUAUUAUUAUAUACAGUCCAUAUAAUACUAUACAUAAUCAUAAUUAUGUCGAAUGUAAAUACGUGAAAAGUGUAUCUAUUUUGAAAAAUUCUAACUUGCAAGCCAAUCAAUAACUGUUUGGGCAAUUACUCCGGCAAUGAAAAAAAAAAAAGAGAAACAGACAAAAAAUAAUGAAAAACUAAGAAGUACCUGUUGCAACGCUUUUCGUACGCAAUUGAACCUGAUUGCGUGCCCUAAAAGAAUGUCCUGAUUUUUUUUUCAUUGUUUGUUAUUGUGUACCGUAUCGAUGCACGUUAGCCAUGUAUACCUUUGACGGCGCAUCGUAUUUAAAUUUGGACAAUAUGACUUGGUCGAUCCUACGUAGUUGGAAAGCCAAACCAA
Daphnia carinata is the source of this 5373-nucleotide messenger RNA. RefSeq names its product protein winged eye-like (gene wge). The transcript has 15 exons. Lineage: Eukaryota; Metazoa; Arthropoda; Branchiopoda; Diplostraca; Daphniidae. The record is from RefSeq and is a predicted model, not a curated record. Gene Ontology annotation, molecular function: chromatin binding. Bases 362 to 4714 code for a protein of 1450 amino acids.